Molecule: messenger RNA, 4175 nt
Organism: Astyanax mexicanus (Mexican tetra)
Lineage: Eukaryota; Metazoa; Chordata; Actinopteri; Characiformes; Acestrorhamphidae
Gene: ets1
Product: v-ets avian erythroblastosis virus E26 oncogene homolog 1
Exons: 8
Coding region: 381-1673 (430 amino acids)
Biological process (GO): regulation of transcription by RNA polymerase II; cell differentiation
Cellular component (GO): nucleus
Molecular function (GO): DNA-binding transcription factor activity, RNA polymerase II-specific; sequence-specific DNA binding
Source: RefSeq, a predicted model, not a curated record
AGAGAGCAGAAGAGAGAGAGAAAGAGAGAGCAUUAGUGUGUGUGUCUGUGUGUGUGAUAGAGAGAGAGCAGGAGGGAGAAAGAGAGAGCAUUAAUGUAAAAGAGAGAGAGAGAGCAGUAGUGAGUGAGAGAGCAAGAGAGAGAGAGAGAGCAUUAGUGUGUGUGUGUGAGAGAGAGAGAACAGAAGAGAGAUAGAAAGAGAGAACAUUAGUGUGAGAGAGAGAGUGCGAGCGCAGUAGUGAGAGAGAUAGAGCGAGUAAGUGAGUGAGUGAGAGAGCAAGAGCGAGAGAGAGAGAGAGAGAGCUCGCGCGCGCACGUGAAGUGUGUGUAGAGAGUGUGUUUGGAACUACAGUAGAAGUGAAAGGCGGUGGAUGCGCGAGCAUGACGGCAGCUGUCGAUAUGAAGCCGACGUUAAUAAUAAAAGCUGAGAAAGUGGACGAUCUGGAAUGCGGGGACGUCCCCCUGCUGACUCCGGGGAGCAAAGAGAUGAUGUCACAGGCUCUAAAGGCCACCUUCAGCGGCUUCACCAAGGAGCAACAGAGGCUCGGCAUCCCUAAAGACCCCAGGCAGUGGACAGAAGCCCACGUGCGAGAGUGGCUGAUGUGGACGGUAAAUGAGUUCAGCCUGAAGAACGUAGACUUCCACAAGUUCUGCAUGAACGGCGCCAGCCUCUGCGCUCUGGGCAAGGACCGCUUCCUGGACCUGGCACCUGAUUUCGUGGGCGACAUCCUGUGGGAGCAUUUAGAGAUGAUGGAGAAAGACGACACAAAGCUGUUCCCCGUCAGCAGCUUAACCUCUAGUUUCCAGGAAUCUCGCUAUACCUCAGACUACUUCGUCAGUUACGGCAUUGAGCACGCUCAGUGCGUCCCCCCCUCAGAGUACUCAGAGCCUGGCUUCAUCACAGAGUCCUACCAGACCCUCCACCCAAUCAGCUCGGAGGACCUGCUGUCACUCAAAUACGAGAGCGAGUACUCCAACGUGAUUCUGCGGGACACGCCCCUCAACCCGGUGGAUUACUUCACGGUGAAACAGGAAGUGGUGUCGCCCGACAACAUGUGUGUGGGGCGCAUCAGCAGAGGAAAGCUGGGAGGCCAGGAUUCGUUCGAGAGCACAGAAAGCUUCGAGAGCUGCGACCGCCUGACGCAGUCGUGGAGCAGCCAAUCAUCAUUCAACAGUCUGCAGCGCGUGCCGUCCUACGACAGCUUCGACUCGGAGGACUACCCCACCGCCCUGCACGGGCACAAGCACAAGGGCACCUUUAAAGACUACGUCCGGGAGCGCUCGGACCUCAGCAAAGACAAGCCGGUCAUCCCCGCCGCCGCGCUCGCCGGCUACACGGGUAGUGGACCCAUCCAGCUGUGGCAGUUUCUGCUGGAGCUCCUCACAGACAAAUCGUGCCAGUCGUUCAUCAGCUGGACGGGAGACGGCUGGGAGUUUAAGCUCUCGGAUCCUGAUGAGGUGGCACGAAGGUGGGGAAAGAGAAAGAACAAGCCCAAGAUGAACUACGAGAAGCUGAGCCGCGGCCUGCGCUACUACUACGACAAAAACAUCAUCCACAAGACGUCCGGCAAGCGAUACGUCUACCGCUUCGUCUGCGACUUGAAAAGCCUGCUGGGAUACACGCCCGAGGAGCUGCACGCCAUGCUGGACGUCAAGCCCGACACGGACGAGUGAAGAGAUUUCAAAAAUGUCUAAAAUUUCAAAAUGUAAAAAAAAAAAAAAACCAGAGUGCUGGGGAAGAAGGGGCGUUUUAUAAAUUCCUCCGUCUCCCUGGUAACCAGUUUGGUACCCAGUUUGGUAUCCAGUUCGGGGUGUCCAGUUUGGGUCCAGUCACAUCCUGUCUUAAUACCUACCUAGUCGUGGUCCAGUUUUUUUUGGUUUUUAUUUUUUUAUUUUUGUAUUUGAGCUCAUGACUGCAGCCGUCGCAAAAAGGAAGCGAAUUCCGAAACUUUGACCAAAGUUCCUUAGUCUGUAGUGUGAAUGUGUAUCGUAUCCAUAUGCAGCUCAGAACGGGAAAAGAAAAAAAAAAAGAGCAGAGCAAAACUGGGAGUUUCUAAGUAGAACCCGCUGUUAUAUAUUUUUAUUUUAUUUUUUAUUUUUAUUAUUUGUAUUAUUUUUUUAUUUUUAUCGACCCAGCAGCACCGUAACAACAACAACAACAACAAGAGACUGCUAGCUAAGCGAGAAGGAGGGACCGGGAAAAGAACGAAGGAUGAAGGACUCGUUCUUAAAAUGGACUUUGUAUGUACGGAUGAACACGAAAAAAAAAAAAUGUUCCGGUUAUUUCUGUUAUUAUGUGUUUUUUUUUUUUUUAUUAUUAUUAUUAUUAAAUAAUGUUGCCAAAAUUAGAGAGGAACAGGAAACGUCACAGAAAUAUUUACUAAUAUUAAGUAUAUUAAGUUACUCACUGUUACUGUCCUGCUUGUUUAAGGCAUGGGCAGAGUUCUCAGAUGGACCAGAGAAUAAUGAAAAAAAAAUAGAAAAAGAAAAAAAUAUAUAUUUUAUUUUUUUAAUUUAGGUUUUUUUUUGUUUUUUUUCUGAUGCAUUUGUGCCAGUAUUAUUGUUUUAAUGUUUUUUUUUUUUUUUUAAGAUUUUAUGGCUCAUUAAAAUACUGUUGAAGAUGAAGGGUUAAUCAUAAUGGAAAUGAUAAAGUUAAUAAUAAUAAUAAUAAUAAUAAUGCAAAAUUGAUUCGAAAUUCCCCCCACUAAACCCUGCAUUGUUGUUUUAAAAAAUGUCACCAAAUUUCAAACUUAUUUUCUUUUAACUUAUUUUUUUUCUCUCUCUCUCUUUGCACACACCUCUAGUGAAGUGAGUUCAGAGCAGAUCAUACUAGAGACUGUUUUUCUUUCAUGUCUUUUUUUUUUCUCUUUUUUUAACUCCUUGUAGUUCAGUUAGAAGGGCUUCUUCACACUCAAACCGAGAAUGGGUGACAGACACAACCGAAAGUAGCCGUUUUCUGCUAAACGUCUGGCUGUGAACACACCCCGCCUUCGGCUUAUGAGCAGAAGUGCGUUUCGGUUUGAACCGAGCGCGACUCAGGCAGCUGUCGAACACUGCCCACCUCACAACCUCACUUUUUUCUUUUCUUUUCUUUUUUUUUUACCCCUUACAUCUCAGCAUCUUAGUUUAAGUCUGUUUCCACAAUCCAUCACUUUUAGCAGUUUUAGCCAUUUUUGUGUUGGUUUUGUCUAUGUAGGAGAUUAUAUUAUUAUAUUUUAGAGUAGAGAUAGUUCCUGUUAGUUCCUGUUCUCACUGUCUGUCACAAGUAGUGUGAAAAGUAGAGUAUGAAGAGAAGGAGAAGGAGGAGAAGAAGUCUAGCACAUUGGAUCGCGAAAUGUCUUAGAACUGAGGGAUUCUCUGGAUUCUUUGGUUUUGGUUGUGAACUGAACUGAAAUGAAAGUGACGUCUGCUUCAGGUUGGGCAUGAAGAUCAUUACGAAUAUUAUUGAUCAUUUAUGACAAAUCCUGUUCAAAUGAAUAGAACUGCAAUCAACUACAAACUGAUGGAAAUCAGAGAGACAGCAGCUUAAGACAAAAAAAACGUAGCACAACGAGACGGUAUGAAUAUGAACGUCAAUAGUUAGCUUUGUGGAACAGUAUGAUGGAGGUAUGGUUUGAAGAAACAGAAGGUUUGAAGUGAAUAAAUGGAAUGAAUAUUUUGAAGGAAUUGACUUUUAGUCAACUAAAGGAAGGUAGGGAGGGACGUUUGACCUGGUUUGACUUUGGACAGAGUGAUGUAAAGAAAGAAAGUAACAGAAACAUUAGCAAGGUUAGCGUGGCUGUUAGCUGUUAGCUAGCUAGCUUCUGAUGCAAAAAAAGAGGAAUGGUGAAAGAGGAAGAGGCUCGUUUAGCAUUAGCAUUAGCACACGCCUUCUCAGAAGUGAAGAACAUUCUCAAAAGUGAGUUAAAGACAGAGAAAGUUUUAAGUUUAAAGCUUUCCACUGUUGUUCUUCUUUCUCUUUUCUCCAAAUUCACGAUAAAUCAAGCGUUUUUAAGCAAAGCGCCCUGUUUGCCAUCUUCAGGCAAAUCCGCAGUGUCUUUUUCAGACAUCAUUUCAGGCUCUCACAUUGUUCCUCCUGUGGGAAGAUCUCAGUGUACAGACUGGGGCUUUGUGGGAAAAGCCAAAGUGAAGAAGUGAAGAAGUUUCAUCUACGGAGAAAGAAAAAAAAAAAACAAA